Molecule: messenger RNA, 1634 nt
Organism: Vicia villosa (hairy vetch)
Lineage: Eukaryota; Viridiplantae; Streptophyta; Magnoliopsida; Fabales; Fabaceae
Product: putative F-box protein At3g16210
Exons: 2
Coding region: 246-1385 (379 amino acids)
Source: RefSeq, a predicted model, not a curated record
AUUUUGCUAUCUUUCUCACUCUCCUAUCCUCUCUCUUUCUCAAUCUUCCUACAUCUGAGCAACGUCUUCUUAAUAAUGGCAGGAAAGUGUACAAGUUUCUACCAAGAAUUACUGGAAAGGUUACAUAUUUGUUUUUCAAGUAGAUAUGUUUCAAAAGCUGUUCCGGUUCAACAAGUACCAGAAGAAAUCAUAGCUGAAAUUCUAAAAAGAUUACCUGUUAAAAUGCUGGCCCAGUGUAAAUCUGUAUGCAAAUCAUGGCCAGACUCUUAAAAGAUCCAAUUUUCAUAAAUAUGCACAUUCGUUUCAAUUCUCCCACGCACUUCAUUCUCUUUAGGCAACACAAUAUACAUUCCUUAUUUAUAUCUUUACCUCUUAACCCUAACCCCAACUCUGUUCUCAACACUCAACGACUUCGCCCUCCUCCAUGCGAACGUGAAUUCUCCAUCGAAGCUUAUUGCAAUGGUUUAUUGCUUAUAACAGUACUCCAUGAAAAAGCUAUCAUUCUUUGGAACCCUUCUAUUUCACAAUACAGGGUGGUACCACCCUCACCAUUCUUUGAAAAUCAGUGUUCUCGUGGGUUUCAUAGGAAUUUUUGUGCAAUUGGUUAUAAUUCUUCUGAAAAUGAUUAUAAAAUUAUCACCUAUACUUAUUUUAAUCGCACUAAUUAUUUGGAACUUCUAUCUUUAAAUUCCAAUUCUUGGAAGCAGCUUCCCGAUGCCGAAUAUGCUCCUUAUAACAUGGAAAUGUUUAGUCAACGACCUGUAUCAAUAAAUGAUGCCAUGUAUUGGAUUGCGUCUGAUAAGGCAUCCUAUGAGUUGUUGGGCGCAGUAUUCCAUGUGAUUAUGCGUUUUGAUUUAUGUCAAGAGAGGGUUUCACUCGUGUCACCACCACCAAAUGAUACUGGACUAAAUAUAUAUUGGAUUGGUGAUAUCAACCAAUCUCUCUGCAUGCGUUACUUUAGUAAUAAGAACUACUUUCAUAUAUGGUCUACACGGGAUGAUAUCAAUUGGGUAAAACUCAUCACUGUUUCAAACAUCCCUGAGCCUAAUCUCAGGGAUCCAGCACUUUAUUAUGUUCCUUUGUGUUUCAAUGAAUAUGGAGAACUACUGAUAAGAAUUCUUAGUUAUGAUACUUUUCAUGGAAGAAGGCAUGGUUUGGUUGCUUUUGAUCCAAAUGAACAAAACUAUCGAGGAUUUGUUUUGGAAGAAAACACAAUAUGGUUGGAACAAACUAUUUACAGGGACAGUUUGGUUUUUCCUAAUGAACCCUCAAAUCAAACAUGUUCUCAUUCUUUUUCCGGUUCCCUUAAGAAAAUGUUGCUCAGAUUUUCACACAUCAUCUUGAGUCGUUUCGCUUGUAAUGCUACAUCUAGGAUGAGGUUGUGAAUCAACAAAAAGAAUCACUGACAAAAUCACCCUUGUCAAAUCCAACAAAGAUCAUCAAUGGUGCAAUGCUACGUAUUGACUUUGUGGAAUUAUUAUAUCAAAUCAAACCAUGUUGUUAGUGAAGUAAGAGUAUAUUUCUUUUUUCUUAUAAGAAGUUGCAAUCAACCUGUGCAAUUGGUUUGUAAUUUUAAUGUAAUGCAAUAUCAUGACUUUUUCAAAUCAUAUAUACUUCCUCUUAGAUACAAAUCC